Cladophialophora yegresii CBS 114405 is the source of this 1839-nucleotide messenger RNA. RefSeq lists its product as uncharacterized. NCBI's taxonomy places the organism in Eukaryota, Fungi, Ascomycota, Eurotiomycetes, Chaetothyriales, Herpotrichiellaceae. The record is from RefSeq and is a predicted model, not a curated record. Bases 1 to 1839 code for a protein of 612 amino acids. Gene Ontology annotation, cellular component: nucleus. The transcript is spliced from 8 exons. Gene Ontology annotation, molecular function: ATP binding; RNA helicase activity; RNA binding.
AUGGAAUCAGCCCUCGUUGAUGUCACUCCACCUGCUAACGGCACUGUAACACCUGCUGGCCCACCAAAGAAUGAGGAGGCAUUGAAGGCUGCUCGUGACGCUGGUUGGGUCCUGCCCGUGGCUCACAAUUACACAUCAAAAACUCCGGUCACCGUCCUCAAUGGAGACGAGUCUGAAGCUCAACCUGACGCUGCGCCAGCAGCUGAAGGCGACGGAGCAGAGGACAUCCCCAAGUCUAGAUACCACAGCAGCAAUUGGUCACACGAUGCUGCCAAAUAUGAGUGGAAGGAGGAGUUUGGUGAUGUCGGCCCACGAGAUGAGAAGCUCGAAAAGGAGCUGUUCCAAGGCGAGUUCAUCAAUCGUGCUGGAGCGAAGAUCGAGAACUACUCUACCGUGGAAGUCAAUGUCGAAAGCAAGACUCGUGUCAAACCCAUCUCUAAUUGGGACGACGCUGGCCUGCACCCUGUCGUGCUUGAGAACAUCAAGUUGUGUGGCUACGAGCUACCAACACCUAUUCAAGCCUACGCCAUUCCUUCCGUGAUCACCAAUCACGACAUGAUUGGCGUUGCGCAGACUGGCUCGGGCAAGACAGGCGCCAUGUUGAUUCCAGUCAUCUCCAAGCUUAUGGGCAAGGUCAAGAAAUUGGCUGCGCCUCGCCCAGGUCUGAACUUUGAUUCGAGCCGCGAUCGAGUUCGAGCUGAACCUUUGGUCCUCAUUGUCGCGCCAACUCGUGAGUUGUGCUGCCAGAUCUUCGAUGAAGCACGGCGCUUAUGCUACCGCUCAAUGCUUCGCCCCUGUGUCGUAUAUGGUGGUGCUCCUGUCCGGGAACAAGCGGCGCAGCUCGAACGUGGUUGCGAUAUUCUUAUUGCCUCUCCUGGUCGCUUGAUCGAUUUCAUGGGGCGACCAGAGCUCCUCUCUUUGGCCUGCGUCCGCUUUACUAUCAUUGAUGAAGCUGACGAAAUGCUUCAUGAGGAUUGGAACGAAGAAAUGAGCAAGAUCAUGGGUGGCGGUGAUGCAAAUACUGAUGGUGACCAUCGGUAUCUCCUCUUUUCCGCAACAUUUCCUAAGCGGUUGAAGAAGUUGGCUGCGCGGUAUCUGUCAUCCGACUAUAUUCAUGUCAGCAUUGGUCGGACUGGCAGUGUUCAUAUCAACGUUAAGCAGAAUAUCGUGUGGUGCGAUCAAGAUAAGAAGAUGAAGGCACUCUACGAACUUCUUCUCUCCAUGCCCCCAUCUCGUACCUUGAUAUUUGUCAAGUUCAAGAAGACGGCAGAUUUUGUUGACGACUACCUCUACAACCUUGGGCUGCCCUCGACCUCCAUUCAUUCGGACCGUACACAGAGUGAACGCGAGGAUGCUCUACGUUCAUUUAAGUCUGGCGUCCAGCCUAUUCUUGUUGCUACUGGUGUGACCGCUCGGGGUCUUGAUGUUCGCAAUGUGAUGCAUGUGAUCAACUUCGAUCUUCCAUCUGCUGAUCAUGAUGGCAAGAACGAGUACGUCCAUCGAAUCGCAGGUCGUACUGCACGAAUCGGAAAUGAAGGACUUGCGACGUCUUUUUACAACGAGAAAGAUGAUGCUCUUGGCCCCUUCCUCACUAAGAUCCUCCUCGAAACUCACCAAGAUGUCCCCGAAUUCCUUCAGCACUUCAAACCCGAUGGCGGUAACCUGAACUUCGAUGAGGAGGAGGAGCCUGGCUACGAUGAAGUCGCUGUAGACACAGUUGCUGGCGGUGAUGCUUGGGGGGAUGGUAACACUACUGCCGCGCCAAAUGCUGAUGUGGUCGCCGGCGAUGCCUGGGGUACUAGUGACGGUGCCAGUGCCGCAGGUGGCGGUGCGUGGUAA